Messenger RNA from Porites lobata, 22734 nucleotides. The record is from the annotation of a GenBank genome assembly. NCBI's taxonomy places the organism in Eukaryota, Metazoa, Cnidaria, Anthozoa, Scleractinia, Poritidae.
AUGGAUGAAGAAGACGAACGUUCUCCGAGCGUGUUUUAUUAUCCUGAAGAUCUGGAAACUUUUGAUGCAAAAACUGAAACAGGCAUCAUCGAAAGCCGAGAGGCUAUAGACGAUUUUGUCACUCAACAGAAAAGUGCAAACACAAACAAGAAGACGGCUACUGAUGUGAACACUGUACUUCGCUACAUGGAAGCUAAUUGUAUGAAAAAUGAGAAAAUUGAAAGCUUACCUGCGUCCUAGCUUGACCACCUUUUGUCGAAAUUUUUUUUCGGAACGCACGCAAGAAAAACAGAGAAGAAUACGAGCCAGUAACAGUUUCCAGUUUUCAGCACAGUAUACAUCGAUACUUAAGUGAGAAGAAAUAUCUAUUUGACAUACUCAACGACAAUGAGUUCGAAAAAUCUAGAAAGUCUUUGCAGCGAAGCGAAAGUCACUUGUUCACGAGCACGGGAAAGGAAACAAACCGCAAGCUGCUCAGGCCAUCGCGGAAGACGAAGAGGAUGCCCUUUUUGAAACAGGAGAAUCCGGCAACUCCAAUCCAGUUGCGCUUCUAAGAACUGUGUGGCAUAAUCGACGCUCAAAUAAAGAAGUUUGGUAGAUGAAGGCACCCCUCGGAAAAAAUAAAAUAGGAAAGAGAAGGAAAAAAAAGUAACCAAUCAUUCUGUCAGGAAAACCUGUAUUUCAAGGCUCCUUGAUGCUGAUGUUCCAGAAAACUUUGUAACCCAACUGAGUGGCCACAAAAGCACGGAGAGUUUACAGUCCUACAAGUCCGCCAGUGCUAAAUACCAAAAGAGGAUGUCCUUGACGCUCAGCAGAGCUGAUCUUUCUAGAUCCAGCGAUCAAACUUUAUCAAGUGUCCAUAAUCAAGGGGUCGAAUUAGUAACUUGCUCGACUACAGACGUCGCUGCUCGUACGACCACAAAUUCAUUGAUUGAUCAGUAAAGCGAUCCGUUACUGUCUUUCACCGCUCCAGUUUUUACAGGUGCAAACAUAGGAUCCAUCAGGGGGCGCAAAUUCCAAAUAUUUCAUGGUAAUGUGAAAGACUUUCACUUGACACUGACUUGAUCCAUAUCAUCAAAAAAAUAUUGUUCGAUCGACAAAACAUCCUUUCUCGAAUUUUAGAAUCAACAAUUGCUUUUGUCAGAUUCCGUUAAAAGCGUUUUUGAAGUUUUGUUGAAGCUAAUUUUAGACGCGUUCAAAAUUUGUUUCUCGAACUCGUGGUAGCUUGCUUUUGUCCGAGUUGUUCGCGUCAUCAAGAAUACGUCACGGCGGAAGCCCUUUAAGUGCAAGCCACCUGAAGUGCAUUUUACUAUCAGCAAUAACCGAGUGCCAUAUAAUAAACAACUUACUGACCGAGUGCGAGGGCCGCACUGGGGAAUAUUGGCCCUCGGUCGUGGCACUACGGACCGAGCGCAGCGAGGUCCGUACGGCCUCUUUCGAGGGUCAAUAUUCCCCGGUACGGCCCUCGCACUUGGUUAGUAAGCGGUUAUUAUUUUUUUCCAAGAAUGCGAGCGGGCGGAAUCCUCCAAAUCCUGAGAGUGUGUGGUAUUUUAUGAUCUUGCCCGCCAACCCGGGCGGAAUAGUUGGCAGCUUCAUUCACAAGUUUGUUUGUUGUUUGUGAAUGAGCAAAAACCGUGAUUUUUAAACCAGUUUUCGUUUAAAACGUGCGCUAUUAUUACCAUUAGCGAGGGAAAAGUGAUUUUUAUUGUACAGACAAAAAAUCUGAAGAGAGAGCAUGUCAGUCAGGAAAACCGCUAAAGUAAAGCAAAACAGGCGGCUCGUGAUGUCGCUUCACUAGCUUUAUAACCGCGGUGUAAGUACUGCAAUCUUGCUUUUAUGCACCGUUUGUUCGACAUUUUUGCUCUGUUUGUAGUUUUCUUUUCCGUUUUUGCUGUCCGAAUCUAUAUUCUACCGUUUUUCAUUGAAUUUUGCCUCCCUAGUUUUCUACGUAACAGAAAAGGUUGUUUUCAAUGAUUGCAUUUAGCUAUUAAUUUUAAAUAAACAAGAGUAUGUCCGCGACUUAAAUUUAUUAUCAUGAAUAUCUUACCAGAAUCAAAUCGUAACGUGCUGAAAUACCCCAUGAAGAUAGCUUUUAUGAUCCUCUCGACAAUCGUGAAGCUGCAAGUUCCAAACUCAAGUAUUUUGCUUGUAAUUCGAAAAAAGGCGACCGUACUCGAUGGUCCUGGGUCCGUAAUUGUGGUCCUUGGUCCGCGAAUGAGGUAAGCAGCACACACACACACACAAAAACUAACAAACAAACAAAAAAACAAAACAAAACAAAACGUGAGAAUGCGAUAGUUUCCACACGAAAACGUAAUUUUCACAAUAUUUCAAUGUAUUUUUUCUAUUCUCGAUGCAUUAAAGCUAUAGUUUUUUCGGAAGUUGUUGUGAGUAUAAAAUAAUCUGCUUUUCUUUCAAAGACUUCAGACCAGAAUUUGUAAACAUGAAUAGAGACGAUUUUUAAAACAUUCUUCGAAAACACCGAAAAUUCCCGCCGCGAGCGUGCUUCCAACGGCAGAAAAAGGUUUAUCUGAAAACCUGUUCUCCAAAAAGGCACGUCUUCCCGUUGCGUUUUAUUUAUUCACGAGCUAAGUAAACAUGGCAAUGCAAUUGCCGUAAAAGUCCAAACUUCAAGAAAGACAAAUUAACGUACCUGUCAACAAACUUUGAUUUCACGCCUUCACCUCCACCAGGAAACCGAAACUUGAUCGUCAUAUGAAAGAAUAAUAAUUAGUAAAUAAUCGCACCUUUCACUUUUCUCCGUAUUUUAUUUCUCGAAGAAAUAUUUAAUCAUGUUUCGAAAGUCACGAACCAAGGACCUCGCGGACAAAGGACCACACACUGCACGAUUUUUUUUUCUUUUUUUUUUUUCCAGCAGUCGGUUUAUAUCGCCGUUUUCAGUUUCUUUAAUUGUUUAUGUACAGUCUUUGUACAGUUUUCAUCACACUCAAUUGAACUAAUCUUAAAGUAACUCAGCCGAAGAAAAUUCUUGCUGUAUUUUUUUUUCCUGUGGCUUCAAGCUCCUUGUUUGACACUCACAUUAUACACUUAAUGUCAGAUCCCGAGGGAAACAGUUAGUUUUGUUUUCCCAAGAGUCCUGAUGUUUCCCGAGACGAAGUCGAGGGAAACAUCAGGACUCGAGGGAAAACAAAACUAACUGCAUGGUUUCCAUCGGGAUCUGACAUUAAGUGUUUUGUUAUAUUUGUAGACUUUCACUCCAACGUACUUCAACAGCAACAAAAAAAUACGCUUAAGAGGGGCGAAUCAAACAGUACGACUUGGUGCUUAUAAGAACACAAAUUUAAUUCUCAAAACCACUGAAUGAAUGGUUAAAAAAGUACUUUCCUUACAUUAUCUGCAUGUUUUUCCUCCAGUAGCUGCUGUUUCUCUUCUGGGAUAACUUUGAAAAUCGUUGCUUUUUAGCUUGAGGCUUCAUGUUUGUGUUAUUGUGAAUGUUGUUGUGUUCAUUCACGAAAAAGAAAUCUUGCAGUGUUUUCCCGCCUUCUGUCACGCCACUUUCCACCAUGCUUUGAUCACGUGCUGUAAUGUAUCCCGAGCGGGGUACAUUGCUUGAUGUAUCACGAUCGAGAUACAUUUGGUUUUAGUCAAGGCCACGUGACCAAGAAUCACUGUCCCUGUUCAGUUGAGUGAAAGUCUAGGAAUAUAACAAUAUGAAUUGUCUACCAAGACACAAACUUCUUUAUUUUUAAAGAGAGCUUAAUAGUGAUAAUAUGAAUUACCGAGGUAAAAAUCAUGUUGCAAUGUUUUGUUUUGGUUUGCAAUGGAUCGCGCGCUUCAUCAACACGAACGGGUCUCACUUCAACACUCAGGUCGGUCCAUUUUGGGAGAAACUUUGCCCUCGGUUUAAGUGCUGCCCUCGGCCUACGGCCUUGGGCGGUACUCAAGACCUCACGAACAGUUUCUCGCAAUACGGACCUCCUAGCCAGUGAAUAACAUAUAUAUUUUCUAUACCUUAAUCGAGAUAUUCUACAUCUCACUUAGUUCCCAGCCGUGCACCAACGAACAUUACAGUUGAAAACUACGGAUUGAAUGAGUUCUUGGUCAAAUGGAAUCCCCUUCCAAUUCAGGAAGCCAAUGGUCGCAUAUUAGGAUACAACGUCUACUACAAAACUUUCAAACAGCUGUACUACUCCUUUCCGGACAACAUUUCAAGAAUCAACAACACAAAUAUGCCACGAGUAAUUUUGCAGAAUAUUCGAACUGGAGUAACUUACAUAAUUUCCGUGGCUGCUUUCACUUCUGUUGGAACCGGACCAAGGUCAUACCCUGUCUAUAAGGAAAAAGGUAAAUAUAUCAAGCCUAAAGCAAAGAUCUCGCGCGCAGCGGAGAAGAAUGGGUAAGGAAAUUUGGUUAUUUUUUAUAUGCAUCCAAUAAAUUUUUGUUUGUAACAAAAUCGUCCGUAGGUACGUAUGUUUGCUUUCUGCUUAUGGCAAAAGCUGAAUUAUUUGAGAAACUUAACUCGAGUGCUUUAAUAGGGUUGGUGGAUUUUCCGAUGGGGGUCAUUGCAUUCUGUUCUUAAUUUACUCAAAAAGCAAGUGAAUUUUUUGGGGGGAGUGCAAAAUUGAAAUGAUGUGGAAAAAUUGUUAAAUUCCAGGUUAAUUCAUGUGGACUGAAAGCUGGUUUUGUAUUUCAAACAAUGAUUUUUUUCUUUGAUUAUUACAACGAUUCAAUAAUUGAAAUUAACUAUUGGUGCAAAUAAUUUAUUAAUUGAUUAUUCAAGUAAUUAAUUAAUAAUGAAUUUAUCAUUUAUCCUGCAUGUCAACUGUUUUUUUGGCAAGUUAAAAUGUCUCAAAGGUUAUUACCUACAAGCUUUUAGUGACACAAACUUCUUUGCACCCUGUAUGCACUUUGGUUAAACUGUAAAGAUCAAGAUAAAAGGCGUUGUAGUCUAGGAGCAAUCUUGUGGUAUUUUCGUGGGAUUCAAUGAUCGUUAAGUCAGAAAACAAGUGGGAAACCCACAAUGUGAAAUGGACCAAAUGCAAAUCAGAUUAGUAUAAGAUUCUUUUGCCGUUUAGUGCACUUAUAUGAAUUUUUCAAGUAAACAGAGGAGAAUGUACUAAAGUGUGUUCUGUGUUCUGUGUGUGUGGGUGUGUUGCACGUAAGUAUAUGUCUUAGCUUUGUUUUAUCUUCCUUUUUGUAUUUGUUUUUUUCUGUGUGAAAAACAUUGUAUUAGUCAAACCUAUUUUUAAAACAAAAUAAUAAUAAUAAUAAUAAAUUAUUCAAAUACAAAAAAAUAUAUAUAUAUAUAUAGAUACUUAAAAGCAAUCCGCGUAUCACUAUAUGGCCCGUGGAUUCGUUCACGCAAGUCAAAUUGGGUGAACACGUGGCAAAAAUUAUUUAACACAAAUCUCACAUCAGAGCGCUCAAGCAGAUCUCAAAAUGUAUAAAACGUCUAUGAAAUGUUUACAAAUUCGCAAAUUCCUCUUAAAACGUAAUUUUCUAGUCUAGAAAGAACACAAUGUACCGGAAAAUUAUUCAAAAAACUUCAUUGCUUGGCUGUGUUUCAGAACAGGCCAAGUGUCCAAUCCGUCAACCGUGAAGAAAAUUUAGAAUUCCUCGAAGGAAAAUUUUGUAAAGACAUGCCUUCCCUUUUUCACUGAACUAAGCAUUCUCUUGAGCUUUCCCGUCACAUCAGUACCUUUUAGCGGUGUAUUUUAAACCUUGAAAAGGGAAACUUUGGCCUCGUAAACCACCGCAUAAGAUGUCUCACUGUUGAGGAUUUUUAUCUAGGCCUCAAUUCUCCGCUCGGACGACGUGACCCGAAAAAAAUUGGCCGCGCUGAUUAAUGAGGCCUAGGGACAAGGAAAGGUGUUGCAGUGGUUCAAUCUUAAUAAAAGAUUCAGACAUUAUUAUAUAUAUCAUGAAGAUUCUUUGACGAGGUUUAGAGAUAUAUAGAAAAGCGGUAGAGCUAGAGGUCAAAUUUAGAAUAAAGUUGCACUUAGACAGGAGGUGAGAAAACACGUUGGUUUUACGGAUCACAAGAAAGAAAAUACACUAAAAUUUCCGAGAAGCAAAAUAUGAUAUUAAGCAGUAUUCUGAUGCGAGUUAAGAGUAACGCGAGUUAUUUAGAUUUCUUUUUCGUUAUACAAUUUAUCACGGCUAUUGGAAAUAUAAGGCUAAAAAAUAUAUAUCACGUUUUAUCUGAAUUCAAACAUACAGAAAUUUUUACCUCUUACGGAGGUUAUUUGGCAAAACACGACACUUAAAGUUCCUGGCCGGUGUCACCUUUUCAGUAGAAGGCCUUAUCUCGCAAAGUUCAUCUUUUAUCGAUUUCAAAGUUUUUUGUUUAUUGUUGCCAUAGUGAUAUCGAUUUUACUUAAGGCUACAUUUUAAUAAACUUCAAACCAAAGUCAGUUAGUGGCGAAAGUUUCUUAGCGAUUAAUCGAGGAUAAAUUCACUUCUGAGGCGAUUGAAAAAUUUCAGUAUGGUCCUCAAAAAAACUGCAUCGAAACACCUUGAUAAAGCAGAAUAAAAGAAAUAUCGUUUUCUAAUAUGCAGUGACAGUCAAUGUAAUUGUCGUUCAUUAUUUUUUUUUAUGAUUAUUAUUGCUUUAAGGUUGUACAGCCUCUGUGAACCAGUCGUUUGGAUGGUUAAACUUCACCACUUCCAACACCAACUGCAGUGUUCAAAUAAAUAAUGCUGGUGCAAUUCACGGGGUCGUCCUAAUCUCAUUCAAGUACAUUUAUUGCAGGUAAUGUUGUAUUGUUCUUUGUAGAUCAGAAAUCAGAAAGGCAAAGUAAAAAAAGGAAAUAAGUCAAAGUAAAUCGCUAAAAUGAAGAUGGGUUACAGCAACUAUUUUUUUUAUUGUUAAAGAAAAUAUCCGAAAAAAAACGAAAGGGUUUAAACUAGACAUGCUACGAUCGUCCAUUUUGUGGUAGUUAAGUGGUGUGGGUAUUGUUCUUGCAUUACGUUAUUUGGCGAUUGCACUCAUCUGCAACACCAAGAAACUACUAUGUUUAGGAUUCUUCUUUUUCUUUAAUUUAAAUUUCCACACGCUUUUGUGUAUGAUUUCAUGGACAGUUUUCCAAGUAAUUAUUAGUUGCGUUUACAGAGCAUUUGAGUUGCCUAUUUUUUUUAUUCUCUGCAGCAAGUUCAUCAAGAUUUAUGACAAUACUGGCAAUGAGGUUUUCGGUCGAAGAGGAGGUUGUCAUUCACGUUCUAGCGGACAGUCGGUUGAAGUUCCAUUUGGUGGCAGUGAUAGCAUAACUUUGGUGGUCUCUCUUUCACCCUGGUCAUGGGAUGGCUACGCACGAAUUCAAUACACAGUGUUAGACAAAGCAUUCGGCUCAGGUAAUAAGACCCUAUGACAAGUUUGCUUGAAAGCUGAGGAAAGGUUGCAUCCACUCCCUCAGCUAUCGUGACGCAGUUAGAGUAGGAAGUAUAUCGUAAACGUUUUACUAUAUGUUUAGAGGAAGUGAUAAAUUACUUUAAAUAUAUAAACGUUGCCAAUUCUCCUCACUUGCAGCCAAUGGCUGAAUUGCGAGGGAACCAGGGAGGUGAGAUCGGACGUCAGCACGUAAAGGCGCACUCUUGCAGCCACUUCAGUCCGUGUUUUGAUCACACCUCGCCCACCCAGACCGAUGACGUCACAAGUCAGAUUGACCAUGACAUCGGGGCCUACGUCCCCUACUCUUUUCGAACAAUGUCACGGGUUCUUUUACGUCCCCUUACAACUGAAGUACAAUGAUAAAGGAGACAAGGCCAACGGCUUAACGUCAACGCCCAAUAACGCGAUCAUCUGAACUGAUAAAGGAGUUUCACAGCUAGCAUGAUCUCAUCAGUUUUUUUAAAGACCUAGGUUGAUGGUCCGACCGGGGUUUGAACUCACGACCUCCCGCUCAGCAGAUCGGCGCUCUUUCGGGCGGCGGUACAAAAUAAGUGGUUUACAGAUUCACCCUUGAACCUACUUGCACAUCACCUGUUUUACGGUAUCAAGACUUGCGAAUCCCUAGAUUUCAAUUCCUCCCUAAAAGAGGGAGACAUUGGAGGAUACCCAAUACCUCAAUACUGCAAGAAAAAUUGGCAAAUACCGAAAUACCGUGUCGAAAAUCGACGAAACUGUAGACUGUAGACCGCGGAACCUGCGAAACCGGCAAAGCCAACGGAACCUAAAGAAUUGACUGCUUUAUUACAACUACCUUUAGUUAACGUGAUAAGUAAUCAGUUACAAUCAAUUGUAACAUUGAUAGACUGUUCACAGUCCGUUUUUUUUCCCGUAAGAUCGUUAAGAUCGAGGGCUCACCUUCACUGGCAGCCAUUUCACUGUUACGCAACAAACGUAACGUUUUGGUCUACCAAUAUGGCCGCCGGAAAACAGCAGAAACAUCUGGAGUUCACGUUUUCUAUAAAAGCUCUUUCUUUUCACUCGAGAACUAGCAUACGGGCACAUAAACAUAUCUUCUAAUACUUGAAAUGGUUAUACUGCUGUAAAUCAAGAGGAGAGACUUUUUUGAACGAGGCAGCAUUCCCGUUGUGGUGUCUUGCACUAUGAAAACUUGGAAUUUCAAAUUGCUUUAUUUUCGCAAUGAAACAUGCUACGAGACUGAAAACUUGUACAAAGAUUUAUUUUUUGUUUAUCUUCAAUCUAGUUUAAAUAAGAAUUCGUAAAACCUCGCUAUUUUGACUUAACAAUUUGAUGACGUCACUGUGAAAACCAUAUAUUGGACUCACAUAUAAGGAGAGAGCGACCUUCGGGGUUCCCAAACCGUCCCCCGCGCUUUAACUACAGUACAAGCUAGACUCGGUCAAGGUGGCCGCCUGUAGCCUCUUUCUCGACGAUCUUGCGGAAAAAUAGAGGACUUUGAACAGUGUAUAUCACCAUAACAUUAAUCGAGAGCUCUCUUUCCGAACGGGAAGUCCACGUUAGCGAAUUUCCGGCGUAAGCUUGUUAGUACGUAGGAAGGUAACGAGAGGUAUAUAUUUAAACAAAGUAGCACAAAGUUGGGAGGAUGAGAGAAUGUAAAUGUGCUUGUGAAAAUUGAUAAUAUUGAGCGAAUCGCUGGGUGCUAUCCGACAACUAAAGGGAUACGUCUGGGUGAGUCGCUUGUGUGAGUGUGUGUGAUAGUAUAAACACGCCGCAUGGCUCCUGGUUGAGGAGACUGAGAUUGUGCGUCUCGUUGAAGAAACAUAUGCGUCGUAUUCUCAGGGCAAGGCUGAAUGGAAAAGCUCGUAUAUUUUGUAAGGGGUGAGAUGAUGAGCGUAAAAGGUAUUGAUGUUCGGCUGUAAGUUUAGUAUAAAGAACAAUUUCAAUGAUCGAUACCAUCAUUGAGAGACAUCUUGACGUAGAGGGAGGAGGAAGAUUUGGAUGAGCAGUUUGAUGUAAAUUUAAUAGUGGGAUAAAGGGUAUUCAGGUAAGAGAUGGAAUAAUGCUUUUAUAGUGAGAAUGAAUUUGACGGGGUCGCAAAGAUUCUGUGUAAAGCGGUCACUUCUGUUUCGGAACCAGAGCUCUCGAUCAGUGAUACUAAACCGAAAUCGACAACAGUUUUCAGUGAUCUGUACUGUCAUCGAAAAUAGCUCUUGACCAAUAAGCGGGUGAGAAAUCGCUCAGUUAUAGUAAAAACUUAAUAGCAACGUAUUAUUUUAUCACGUUAGCCAAAGGCAGUUGUAAUAAAACAUUCAUUUCUUUAGGUUCCGUAGGUUCCGCCGGUUCCGUAGAUUAGUCUUACCGUCGAGAAAACUUGAGAAGACCUUGAAUUGAUAUAUACAACGAUUAAAAAGCCCGGUCGUUGGAUGCCCUACCAAUUUCGUCAUUGCUUAAGCGUCAGAAAUUGGGUAAUCAUUUACCAUUAAGCUUUAAGUCGAAAAAAUAUUGAUCUUUAAUUAUUAGAGAGGAGAGCGCAAAUAAACAGUGCUGCAAUACCGCAGAGUACGGUGAAAUAUCUUCCUUUACCGAAUGCCCUUAGCCAAAAGGACGAAAACAGCAAGCCGCCAAUCGCAGAUCUAGAUGAUACCGCAAUACCCCGCAUUAAAAUAAAAAUUAUUGCUCAAUACUGCAAUACCGUAGACUCCCAUGUCCCUCUCUAAAAAUAGAACAUUCCUUGUUUCUCUCAUGUUUUAUGCUUAAAAAGGUUUUAGCUUUUUGUCAUAAUGGCGAUGAUUAUAAUUAUGUUUAUGAUGAUGAUGAUGAUAAUGGUGUUUAUAUUUAAUUAAUCAUCAUUAUCAUCAUCAUCAUCAUCGUUAUUAUUAUUGUUAUUAUUCGUCCACAGCGAAAGUGGUGCCUUCAUGGAAUGUUACCAUCACCUACAAGACAUCAUCGUCAUUGACAUUACAAUGGACAAACUUCCCUAGUAGUGUUCCAAUCGAACGUUUUUUGGUGAAGUAUAAAGACAAAACUUCAAACAUCAGCUUGAUCUACCGCGUCUCUAAAUGGAAUAACUUACAUUACACCGGAAAUAUACUUAGAGGGUACUCGCUUUACGAGGUUAAUGUCUUUGCUGUGGCGAAUACUUCUGGGAAUGGAACACUGUAUCAAUCCAGUGAAGUGAUAACUGCCAGAACUAGCGAAGGAGGUAAAUAAAUCAAAACAUAAAAACAAAACAAAAACAAAAAACAAAAAAAACAAGCAAAAAUGAACAACAAAAAAAUGUCAACCAAGUGGAUGAAAAACAAGCAAACAUAAACAAACAAACAAAACAAUCCUACCAAUCAGCGCUGUGUUUAACGGUCUGGGGAGUUGUUCGAGCAACACGGGAAGGUAAGGAGAGUUUGCGUCUUACAUCGUUGUCUUUGUUUCUUUACUCUUCUUCAUUCUCUUACUUCCUUCCCUUAUCAACUCCAAACUCUCAUAAUCUUCUCUUCUCCUCAUUUUAACGAGUCAAAUACUAAGGGUUUUUGUAGCCAAAGUUGGACGUGUUUGGGUUAGCUGACCGUGGGAAUAAAACAAGGUGUUACAUGAUAUUACUGAACCUACAUGGUUGCGAUCGGCAAGGAGCUGCAAACCAUAGCAAAACUGACCUUAAGAACAGGAGCAAAAGCAACAAAACGUUUGGUGAGCACAGUCGACAGUUUCUAGGCAAUUUCACGUUGUGGUCACUCAAAUGAACUUAAAAAAAAUAUAUGCAAAAAAAAAAAAAAAAGUGUGCUGCACGUACCGUGCACGUUUGUUUGUUUCUUUGUUUGCUUUUUCGUUAAUAGACCUAUUGAUUUAUUUUGACGUUCUCGUUGCCGUUGCCGUUUGGCAUUACACGUUUGGCCUUUUUUUUUUUUAAGUAAAUUAUAAGUAUAUUAAUGAGAGUUUCGCUUUUAGCCCUGGCUAACUCAGUGUAUUAUUUAGUUAGCUAGAUGUAUAACUUUCAUUGUGAUAUAGAACUUAGACAUGACGUGGACGCUAGACACCCCUGGUAACCAUCUUAAUGUAAUUUUUUUCCUUUUAUAUCUCCUUUUUUGUGUACCUUCUCACAAAUACCGCCAUUUGUUAAUGUUUUAAUUUUCUGAGUGCCCAGCGUUGCACCUUCGGGCUUACGAGUUUCUACGCUGCAGUUCACUGAAUUAAAGGUGCAAUGGAAUCCAAUACCUCAGCAGAGCGUAAAUGGCCGACUAUUGGGAUAUGUAGUCGAGUACCAAGAGUACCCCUAUCGUUGGUAUAACACGAGACGACGAGUCAACGCUAGUGGCCCAGACGUCCAUAUGCUGGUGUUGAGUGGCUUGAAAGCAGCACACUCCUACAGAGUGUGGGUGGAGGGGUUCACACGCUUGGGAACUGGACCUAAGUCAUCUCCAUAUCACGUCACAACUGGUAAAUUGACCAAAUCGACGUGACCUUCGUGACGUCAGAAAGUUUAAAACUGAAUUAGUACCACAAGCCGCAGUCGAUUAGUUCCAUAGCCUGCAAAAACACGUCUCCUAUUUCCUUUGUCGUUUCAUUGAAGAACUUUGAACAUUCUGACAUUGGCUGAUUUUACAAUAACAUUGACUGUUUUAAACUUGCAUUCAGUAAACCGCGUUCAAGAAACAGAGAAAAACAGUCGAGCCAGCUUAGCCCGUCAGAAGCAUAACGUUUGAGUCAAGCCCUAUAGAUUAUAGCUCUCGAAAAAUCAGCGCGCAAGAAAUCUUUAUACACUAUAUACUACCUGACUGCUAGCCUCUUUACGGAAAAAUACAACAUUAAGGUGUAGCAUUACUAUUGUUUCUGAAGAAUAGGCUAUAAUUAACAAUAAUCCCCUUUCAUUUACUACUAAUGUAAACUGGUUCUUGCACAGGGUUAGCAAAAUGGCAGUGUGUUUGGAAUUAUUUAAGCAGACUGAAAAGAAUGAACUAACUUGAACGUACUUAAUUGAACAACUGAAUUGUUUUGAUUUAUUACCGUCAAUUAGGUUGCGGAGGAUACACAAAUAGGUCUUUUGGCGAAAUAGAGAUUGGUUCCAACAGAGGCUCGAGCUAUGUAACAUGUACCUUUGUGACUGGUAGAGGGGACAUAAAAAGGGCAGUUGCGCUUAUCUGGAUACAAGAUCUGUAUUUGUUUUAUUACAGGUACUGAGUUUGAAGUGAAAUUAUUACCUCUGAUUACAGUAGAACCUCGCUUUACGGACACCCGCUUAAUACGACACCUCGUUAUCACGAACAGUUUUCCUUGUCCGUAGUCCUUGUAUUUUCUCCAAAUUCAACCCGCCUAAUAUGGACACCCCGCCGACUGGAACACUUUCCCCCCCCCCGGCUAGUGUCCAUACUAACGGGGUCUUACUGUACUUGACACGAUUCCCAAAGAUUUGCUUGACUGUACAGUAUAUGUUUAAGGGAUCACAGAUCAUGUGAUAUUGCAAUAGACCUCUUUAGCUUGUCUGUUUUGUAGGUAAUGCAGGUCAGGUGAUAAUACUCCUAAGAACUGUUUCUUUCAAAUUUCGUCUGAUCCACGUGCAUAUGAACGCAUACCGUUACAUUUUCUAACAUUAAGAAAAUGGUAACAAUUCUCCACAGAGAAAUAGAGCAUAAAGUUGAAAAAGUUUAGCAUAAAAUAAAACAGGGGGGGGGAUGUAGAGAGAGGGGGGUAAGGGUCCAGAGGAGAGUUUGUCGGAACGCAAAACCAAAAGACUGAAAAAAGGGCUUGAUCAAGUUACGGCAUUCUAUAGACCGCAAACCAAGAGACGGAGGGCUCGCAAGAUCGGCUUACAGUAUAAAACACUGCGUGCCUCGGUCGCCCUUCGGGCGACCGCCUUCGGUCAUCCUUCGGGCGACGUUCCGUGCGCCAGCGAGGAUAUGGCUUGCGGUUAUUGAUUUUCAAAAUGGCGAACAACAAAGUCGAUCUGGUCAGAUAAGAAGCGAAGAAAUCGUUUACAGGAGAUUCAUUAAGAUCCCAUUGGGCUAAUUAAUCGUGCUAAGCGACAGGUAUAGACAUUUUUCAAGGUGAGGCUUUAAAUAAGUAAUUCAUUUAUUCACACGAAACUCCUCUGGACCCUGUGAUUAGAGAGAUGGGUGGUGGGCGGGGGGGGGGGGGGGGACACUUAAUAGAGGAUUUACGAUAAUUUAUAAAAAGACAAAAGGGCCAAGUUCUCUUGGGACCUGUAUUGGGAAAACAAAAACAUUCAAGUUUAAGAAAUCUAUUAUGAAGGCUCGCAUAAAUGACGCAUGUUGUUCAAGUGUGGAAAACUCUACUUUUGGCUAUCUCUACUACAACCCGUUAUCGACCGUUAUCCCAUAUCCCACCUGUUCUUAGUGUCUGAAAUAUUUCAGUUUGACGUGUCCCGCUAUUGCCCUGAAAGUACAUGUAUCUAUCGUCUAGUGAAAUAGAGAGAGUUGUUCCAUUGACGGAAAGUGUCCAAAUUUUUCCCUGCGACUUUGCUUGCGAACGCGAGGAGAGGCUUGGUACACUGUAGAAGCGAAUUCCUUUUUAAUUUCUUUAUUAUUAUUAUUAUUAUUAUUAUUAUGACAUUUUUAUUUUUAUUUUUAGUGAAUAUGUCAAAAUAACUGACGGAAAUGGAUCACUGGUUUGGCAGUACGGAUAUCCUUAUUCGCCUGUUCUCCCAUAUUUAGUUAGGGCUGGGUUUGGAAAUGCUGAUAACAUAACUGUUCAGAUCUAUUUAGGAAACAGCAACAGUCGCUUCAAGCUUCAAUACGGAAUUAUGAAGCAAGGUCUUUUCUCAGGUUAGAAUCCUUGCAUAGUGCCUAUUAAACUACUCAUUUAGUUUGAUGAAGCUCACGAAUAUAUUUUUAAUUUCAUACAUUAGAAUUCUAGAUAGGCAGCUAAACCUAGCUGAGAUGUUUCCUGGUGUUGGCUCGCUUUUAUGUUGUUGUGUGGGUAUUGUUUAGUGUCUUUUAUAUUUUUUCAAUACGUCAUUUGGUGAUUGUUCCCUUCGGCAACACCAAGAAACCUAAUGGUCACAAUUUGCGUUUGUCGCCUUUUCUGUACUUAUUUUCACUUAAAUUUACUGGUCUAGUUGCACUGAUUCGAACAGACGUUGCAUAGCCUCCAACAGAACCUAAGAAAAGCCUAGUACUAUUCUUCGGAAAGGCUCUCUGUUUUCGUUGUUAUUCAAUCUUGUUUAUAUCUUAGCUCUACCUCUCGAAUGGAAUGUCGCCGUUGGCAACACCUCGAGAACUUCGAUGACAGUUCACUGGGAGAAUUUAGCCUCACUUAUCGAUAAUACCGUACUCUAUUAUAUCGCAACCGCCCACCAUGGUAACCUAUCAAGAGCUGCAGUCGUUUCAGGAGAUUUAUACAGUGCAAAUGUUCUGGGGUUGUUAACUUACACUGAAUAUCAAGUAAACGUCUUUGGAAUAGACAGCCAUGGUCAACCCCACAGCAGCUCGAACGUCACAGCCCUGACAGAGGAAGGAGGCAAGUUUUUUUUUUCUUUUUGAUGGAAUACGAAUCGGCAUGCUGGAGUAUAUGUCAAAUAUAGGAAAAAAAAAUGACUAAAAGAAAACAAACAUUCAAGCAAAAGUAAAUUCAUUCCUAAGGUACCAAAACCACCAAAAGUCGCCACGGAAUAAUUACACUAUGCAAAUAUCAUCGAAUAAAUACGAAAGUUAAUAAAGUGUCCAUUCAUUAAUCAGUUAUUACGGUAAUAUAUAAUUAUCGUCACUAAAUCAGUUUGGGCAUCGCCGAAAGAGUUCACCUAUUUUUACUAUAAUCAAUCGCCUUUUUUUGUUUUUAGUUCCCAGCAGGGUACCGUCUAAUGUAAGAGUGUCUAAUGCACGGUAUGAUCAAAUUAAAGUGCAGUGGGAUCCUCUCCCUCAUCAAUUUGCUAAUGGACGUCUUCGUGGAUACGCUAUCUACUACCAGGAGUAUUAUUACUGGUACUUGAGAAAAUCUGUGGUUCGCACCAGUAAUCCGUAUGCUAACAUGGUGAUAUUGAGACGUCUCAAGGCAGCAACUCAAUAUCAAAUAGCCGUAGCAGCCUUUACGUCUAAAUGCGCUGGAACCCAGUCCAAUUGGCAGUACAUAACAACAGGUAUUUUUUCUUCCCAUAAAUUAUAUGCUAGCAAAUUUUUGGUCAUUUAUAAAAUUUUGACUAGCGUUUUUGCCCCCUUCACAAAGGAGUCUUCCUCAUUCUUCAUUCUCAACCUCAUCAAUUAAUUGUGAAAUUGUUUAAUUGUCAUUUCUUUUUAUCGUAACAACUGAAGAACAAAAACGCGUACACAUUACUGCACUAUUUUCAAGUGUCUCAGUUUUCAUCGGUUUAUUUGUAAUUGUAGGAACAGAGGAACACAUGAAUUAUAUGUGUUUCUUAAACUAACUUUCGUCGCCAAUGAUAAAGCAGCAUUAUGUAUCCACAUUAUGUAAUAACAGGAGACAUUGCUCGUUUGAUUUGCAGGUUGUGAAGGAAGCUUGAGUGAAUUGUUUGGAAACUUGCAAGUCGGCCGAAGAUCGUCCUAUUCUUCUAAGCAGCAAUGCAAUUGGACAAUUGGAAAUGCAGGGAUUAGCCAAGCUGUUGCACUUAUAUCAUUACCGGAGCUGUCUCUGUCUUCUUACAAGUUAGUGCGAUAUUUUUAAAGAUUGUCACUUGAAAGUUAAAGCAAAACAAAGUCACCUGUGCGAAUUUGUCAAGAAAAUCCUGGGAUUUCCCGAGCAUUUGCGAGAAUCAUAUUCCCGGAAAAUUCUUUCGCGUUAAUUUGCACCAAAAUCCUGAGAAUUCUCGCGAUUAUAUUGGACGAGAAACAGGCUAAAAAUUCUUGGGGAUUCCUGACAAUAAAAUGGUUUCCUUUUUGAUCCUGGAAAUUCUCGACAAUUCCUGGGAACAGGAACAUUGACAAGUUCCCGAGAAUUCUCAGGAAUGUCAGAGAUUAAUUUAACCGUGCAUCUACAUAACUUUUCAAAGAACUAACACAGUUUAAUUCCAGCAAUAAAGCUGUGAAGGGUGCAAGGUUUGAAUUAAACUUUUGCUAUUUGUAAACGUGAAUUUAAAUUCGAUAUAGGGUAAAAUGAAAUAAGACGCGAAUGACGCGCAACGUGACAACACCAACUCAGUUGUCUGUCUUUGAAAUACAAUGUAUUAACCCAAAUUUCAAGCGAAUGCUUUAAGCAUUUCAGCAGUUACAAAUUAAAUAUACUAAAAGAAGGGAUGUUUAGUGCCCUACUUACAAUUUAUUGGACACAAAUUAAACCUCACAGCUGACGCUAUAAGGUCAUGUAUCCUGUAACUACUUGCCCUUCGAUUUUCAGAUCCCUUUUGCUUAACGCUGUUUGAAGUUAUCCCACUCAAUAACGAUCCAAGUCAUUUUGUUUCGGGUUAAAAACAUAAUCUACUUGUCCAGACAGUCCGCAGAGGUGAUACAUAUACUUUUUUUUUUUUUUUUUUUUUUUUUUUGCCCUCGCAGGGAUUUGGCCCAGAAGGCAAAAUCCCGAGGAGGCACUCUAGUAACUCGCGCGUAUAAGUGCUUACAGUUGAUACAGUCAGGUUUGCUGGAAAAAAAAAAUCUAUUUGCUUGAACAGGGUCACGAAGAAUCGGUAGGUAAUGAUGACGUCUAUUGUUUGCGAUCGCAAGUACGGGGUGGUUAGGAUGACGUAAAACAGAAAUUUCCGAAGGGACUGCUAAGGUAGAUUUUGUUGUACAGUCAUACUUGGUUACUCUUUACAUGUAGCGUUAUUUUUUAUCAGUGAUCGACACUCGGUGGAGCAGGCUCACGUUUUUUAAAUUUAUGGACCAAAAAACACUCGUUAAGCGCAGAUGAAGUUAUAAGGCGCGUAAAAAUGUGUAUACAUAAACACUUCGAGAGCUUUCCAGACACGAGUUCACAGAUCCUCGAUUGGAAAAAAUUUGCCAGACACUCUUUCUCUCUCUUCGGAUGAAUGAGACUCGGUCCCAAAUAAGAAAGAUGAGUGAAUGAACGGCUAGCUUAUCACUAGCAAAACGAUGGACGAUUACAGAAAUGUGCCGACCAUCAAAUUCUGUGCUGACUUAUUCCCUGCUCACAAAUGUCCUUCUACAUUUUUUAGAAAAGGACUAACGCGCGAGCGUGAAUUGAUCAAACCUUUUAACUUUUUUACUUUCCGGCAAAUAAAAUGAACUGUGUGUAAAAAGUGAAAGAGAAAUAGUGAAAAAUUCCAACUUCUAAUUAAAUCUCUUCUUAUGGUUGAGAAUAAAAUAUUUUCGAAACGGAGAAGGUUUCAGAUCAAACCUUGCGUUUCCUGUUUUUACUCUCACCUAUUGCAUGGAAUUCCUCGUCCCCAGGUCUUCUCGGUUAAAGGUGCCUUAACCUGCAACUUUACUGCACUUUUGACGACAUCAGUUGAUUUAAUCGUAAAGUUCUUCCAAAGUUGGUCAACAGUAGCUGGUUAUGGCGAGUUAUGCGUGUGCUUUUAGCCAUUCAGAAACGGAGAAAUAUUUUGAAUGAAUAAUAAUGACAGAUAAAUAACUAAAUUUCUUGAAUUUGUGUAUAUGUCUGUUUGUUUUUUUUUUUUUUUGAAAAGCCCAUAAGUUAAUCCUUAAAAGCAAUUCGCAUAACACCAAAUGGAUCGUGGAUCCGUUCACGCAAAUUAAAUCGACUGAGCACAUCAUUGGCAAAAUACCACACAAAAUCAAUUUCAAAUCGGGGCACAUCUUGUGGUUUUUCUUUCACGCCGAUGUCAAAAUGUAGAAAACGUCAAUGAAACCUUUAUAAAUACAAAAAUUCGCUUUUGAAAACAUACUUUCCUAGAGUUCAGAAUGUACCUGAAGUUUCUUCAUAAACCUCGCUGCCUUGGUUGGUUCAAAACAAGCCAAGCGCUCCGCCAUGAAGAAAACAAUGUUGACUUCCUCGAAAGACAAUUUAAUUACGAAAAGUUUCCCACAAAAAAGACACUGAGCAUUCUUUUCAGCUUUCUCUUUCCAUUGGUCUUAAAAAUUACCGCAGGAUGAACACGAACCAGCCAUUUUUUUAAUGGUGUUAAUUUUGUUUUCUAAGUUGUCAAAUCCGUUUCUUCCCCUACCCCUUAAGGGUUGAUUUCUACUGUCGCGUAAUUUUGACGAGCGUACGUGCGUAAAAUUUGCGUUCGCAAAUAAAAUAGAGGCAAUGUAUGAAAGAUCGCACGUAAGCGUAAAAGUACAACCUAGCUCAACUCCACAUUUAAUCUCAACAUUUUAUAUCUUGCCUCUAUUUCAUUUACGCGAUUAAAAUUUAAAAUUUAACAGUAUCAAAGUAUCAAAAUAAAUAAUGGCAAGUGUCACAUGAAACAACACCACUGCAACUUUUUGUCUCAAGCAUUGAGACGAUUAAACCAAAGUUCCAGGGCAGAAUAUAAUGUUUAAAGAGAUCGCCCGGGCUCCAACGUUGCAAGUUUAGGAAAUCGAGCUCUUCGCCAGACUUCAAAACUCACAGCCGCCCUUUUGUUUUUAUAUCGGGUAGACUUUAUAGCGCUGGCCGCACAAAUUUCUUCUUCUUCACAAGUUUUAGGACUUUUAAAUCUGUACUCUGACAUCUGCAUUGCGAAGCAACGUGUUUGCUCCGAAGUCACAAACAGUUAAGUAACGACGUGGUAUUUAAUGCAAAUGAAAUAAUAUCACACACCAGCAAGCAAUAAGCAGGGGACAAGUUCCCGUUUCACGUCUCAAAUAAAUUGUGUUUCAAAGCAGAAAACUUAUUUAAAUGAUAAUUUCUAAUAAUUUUCUUUGUUAGAGAAGUACUCUCAUGCCAAGCUAACUUCUCAAUCAAUAAUUGUCCCCUCAGGGAUUUCGGAAAGAGACGAAAUCCCGAGGAGGCACCCUAGUAACUCGCGCGUAUAUUAAGGACAGUACUUAAGGACAGUACAGUUCAAAUAUACAGUCAGUAUACUAGACUCGAUUUGUUGGAACUGGGGCCGCGAGGAAUCGGUAGGUAAUGAUGACGUUUCUAUCGUUUGCGCCCGCAAGUACGAAAUGGUUAGGAUGACGUAAAGACAGAAAAUCCCGAAGGGACCGCUCAGGUAGAUUUUGUGACAUUUAUUGUGCAGUCAUACUUCGAUACUAUUUUGCGUUACGCGGGGACAUUCUGUGGAGCAGUUGUUUUGAAAGUGAUGGACCAAAAGACAAUCGUUAAGCGCAGGGGAGGUUAUAAGGUGCGUUUAACUCUGUAGAUAUAUAAACACUUGGAGAGUUUGCCAGACUCGAGUUCACAAAUAUUUGAUGUAUAUUGGAAACCUUGCCAGACACCCUCUCUCUCUCUUUGACCGGAAUAAGACUCAGCCCCAAACAAGCAAGACGAGUGAACAACGGCUAGCUUAUCACUGCUGACUUAUUCCCUGCUUACAGAUGUCCUUCCGUUAUUAAGUUUCAAAUAAGACUAGAAUGCGCUAGCGUGAAUAGAUCAAACGUCCUUUUAAUUUCUAAGGCUUACUUUCCGGCAAAUAAAAUGAACUGAAUGUAAAAAGGGAAAGAGAAAUAGCGAAAAGUUCAACUUCUAAUUAAAUCUUUUCUUAUGGUAUAGAAUAAACUAUUCUCGCAACUGAGAAUGUUUUGAUCAAAGCUGUGUAAAUCGAGCUGAAACUGUGUAUGGAACCUUGCGUUUCCUGUAUUUAUCUCACCUAUUGUAUGGAAUAUGUGUGAACAAACAUUAUGAAUCAGUAUAUUUCAAAGAGCUACACAACCUGCAAGAAUACUAUUGACCGACAAUAUACAGAGCGGGUCAGCUGUAGUGUCAACUAUUACUAGUAAAGAAAAUGGCAGCAAUCAAAUAGAGGGUUCAUACAAAAAAUGCAACCAUUUUUAAAGUACUAUUUCAGAAACGAGUGCUUUUUUGAUCAGAUUUCCAAUUGCUCAAAAACAAUAAUGGUUUCAAAUGUUUUCUCGCGAGUGGAAACCUGGUGAAACCCUCGCACCCGUUUAGAAAUAAUUCUUGAAAAAUGGUGGCAGUGUUUUUGUAUGAAGCCUAUUUUUGAUUACUGCUAUUUCCUUUUUUAUUGACUGGUAAAUUGACUUUGCUGAUAGCCUAGCAUUAUAGCCAUGUUUAGAAGAUAUGCGUGUAAAAAAAACAACAAAAACAAACAAAAUGAAGUAAAGGCUACUUCCAAUUUCCGAAAACUGUCGCUUUCAAAACGAAGCUAAGUGCAGAUUCUUUCUUGUGAAAAUGCGGUCUGUUUGCAUAAGAUUAAAUUAAAAUCAUUUCGUUUCAAUAGCGUCGCACUUUGCCUCGCUUUGAAGCAGAGGCUUGGGGCAAUUCGGAAAUGACCUAUUGGGAUAACAUCGAGUGAAGUCAGAUUGUUUCUUUCAGUAAAAUUACAUGAAGAACAACUUAAGUCCAACUUUGCUGUGUAAUAUAAAAGUGAAAUAGAAAAACUCCAGUGUGAUACUUUGAGCCCGGGUCACUUGCUUUACAGCUUACAUCCAUAUCCAUUACACCAUUUUUAAAAUAUACAUGUUCUUAUAUAUGCCGUACCCCAUUACAAUAUUUGAAAGCUAACCGUUUUCACUUCAGUGCUUAACCGUAAUCACUGUCAGUAGAUCAGUGCUUAACUCUCUACUGUGUUCUCUCCAUAACUGGCGCUCUGUAGUUUUGGUGUUUUCAGCUAUUAUAGCCUCAUUCUACAUUCAAGUCUCGUUCCAUUAUUAAAAUAAUGCAUUGUGUAAACUUCAUAACGUGUCCAAUCUGGCUUCACUCGAUGUUAUCUAAUGCUAACCUUGUACAAAUGUCGCAUUGAACACCGCAGAAACGUGAUUGCAUAAUCCGUGUUAAUUACAUACGCAGUUCGACGAUUUAUAGCCUGCGAGCAGGCUGACUUGUGCUAGUUCGGAGCAAAAACGUCUCCCAAACUCGAGCAAGUGAGCCGGCUCGCAGGCUAGCCGAUUUACUAAUCCAAAUUGGACACAUAAGUUUAUUAAUUGGAAGUAUCAGUCUUGAUUUUGUUUAAUUUGUUUCGUUUCUUUUUCACAGCGACUACAUCAAGGUAAUUGAUGGUAACGGUGUCACGGUUCUAAGUCGCUAUGGAUACUCGUCUGUCGCUCAAAAAACGUUCACGGAAGUUUCUUUUGGAAAUUUUGGUAACAUCACUGUCCAGAUCUACUUAAGAGACAGUUCUAGUACCUUCAAGUUACAAUUUGGAAUUUUAAAACAAGGGCCAGGUUAGCCUUUUUAUCUAUUAAAUUCAUUUAAUGUUGCCUCAAACCCUGCUACGCUAACAUUUCUGAUUGGUUGAAAAUUUCUCUCAAACAAUCAGGAAUACUGCCCAGUUCUCGGUAGUGGCAAGUCAUCAGUGCGUAAUUUCUGCGUACGAUGCUCAGACGGCAUUUUGCGGGAAAACUUCGAACCCCAUUUCUUUUUCCUUCCCCACUCCACAUGAAUAACAGCGUGUUGUUUUUUUCAAGUUCGGUGUUACAAAACUGCCAUGCCCAACUGCUAUAUAAGUCACAGGUUUAGCGCGGAAAUCACCGGGGAAACUUUGCUCCCCAUCGCUUUUUCAGUGCCCGUUCCCCAUAAAUAACAGCUAGUCUUUUUAAAGUUCGGUUUUACAAAACCGUCAUAUAAGCCACUGUUUUUUUUGUAAUUUGCCCUUUCCUGUUUGUUUUUAGCACCUUCACCUGCUAACUGGAGUGUUUCCAUUGACAACACUACUCUAAGAAGCAUCCGAUUCUCCUGGCAAAACCUGCAAACAGUUGUUGAUAAACAAAUUAGUCAUUACUUUAUUGUGCUCAAAGACUCAUCUGGUAGUAGUGUAAACGAUUACAUCGUCCUAGGAAAUACUACCUCCCAUUUGUUCUCUGGACUGAUGGUGUAUAGGAAGUAUUGGUUAUCUGCUGUCGGUGUAAAUUACAGUGGGAAUGCUUACAACAGCACAGAAAUCUCAGCAUGGACAGACGAAUGGGGUACGUGCAUACAAAUGUUCUUUUAUUCAUUUAUUUUAUUCCCAGUACUAACGAAUGCUUAGCACUGUAAACUCCGUACUAGCUAUUAUAUUUUUAUACUGCGGUCGUCUUUAAGGUAAUUCCCUUCUUUUGCACUGCGCACCCUCUACCGCGCAUAACAUUGCGACAUCCAAGAUGGCGGUGGUUCUUCCCGCUAGGACGAAGAGAACGAAUAAGGGUCGCUUUUGCAAAGCUAAAGCUUUUAUUCGCAAUAAUAAUGCCGAAAUAAUAUUCGCAAUAAUAAUACGGCUCUCCAACUGCAUUAACGAGACAGUGACUGGCCUUGAUUGCUACUUUACAUAUGUUGUUCAAACUCCGAGUGUGGAGAGACGAAUAUUUGUCGAACAAAUAUUAAGACCCACCGUAGCACCGGAACCACGCGAGGGAGAACAAUCUUUGAUGUCAACACGACGUUUGCUGCUGAAUUCACAUCUUGCUGUGUAUAGAAACCAAACAAGAGAACGUAUUAAGAAUAGGAACCAAUAG